AUGAUCCUCAUGGGGAUGCCGACUCUUCCCUUGGGACCGAUACGUCACGAGAGCUCAACCGCCUCCGUUUCUGCUAGCAUUCUUGAGUACCGUCGAAGCCUGGGGCGCACAUACCACAGCGACAAGUUUACCUCGAAUUACUUUUUCCCCAACGACGAUCAACAAGUAGAGUCUAUGGACUUAACACACCAUUACUUGACGCUUCUUUUGGACAAUGAACUGUUUCUGGCCCCUGUGAAGACAGACUCUAUACAGCGAGUUCUAGAUGUGGGUACCGGAAGCGGCAUCUGGGCUAUUGAAUUUGCCGAUCGAUAUCCCAGUACAGAAGUAAUUGGCACGGAUCUCUCCCCUUGCCAACCCCAAUGGAUUCCCCCGAAUCUUCGUUUCGAAAUUGACGAUGCCACCCAGUCCUGGACAUGGAAGGAGAACUAUUUUAAUUUUAUUCAUAUCCGAUAUCUCUUUGGUGCAAUUAAAGACUGGAACAGUCUCUUUAAAGAAGCAUACCGAUGUUGUGCACCAGGAGGCUGGGUCCAGUCAGGCGAGGCCGACGUCACAUUCCGUAGUGAUGAUGGAACUACCGAGCUGGAACCUGUUUUCAAAACCUACCAGAAGCUCUUUGAAGACGGGAGCCAAAUUCUAGGCAACCCCUUCUUCGUCCACGAUUUGCAACAAAAAGCCUUUGAAGAGGCUGGCUUUACAGACAUCAAAACCGUUGAUUACAAGUUCCCUAUUGGAGGCUGGCCUAAGGAUCCAAAACUCGCCGAGGUCGGUCAGUUUGUUAAGGCAACGCUGGAGAACGACUUAGAGGGUUACACUCUUAUGAUGUGGCAAGACGUUUGCCAAUGGCCCAAAGAAGAAUACCAGGUGUUUCUCAUGAGCUUGCGCAGAGCGAUACGUAACCCCAAGGUACAUAGUUACAUGACUGUGCGUUACGUGUACGGUCGCAAGUAGGCUAGCUACGUUACGUAGUUGGCGAUCGUUACGGUGAUGCAAUAUUUCUUCUCACAGGCUAGUGGGGUUAGGAGGACAGACAACCAGCCGAAAGCAAUCUGUUAUUGGGAAAAUAGAUGGGGUACAAGCAUUGACCUUCGUAAACAAGAACGAAAUCACUGCAAUUGCAAGACUUUGACAGCUGCAGUAGGAGAGGGUAGCCUUCGCGCACUAUUGCCUACCAGGCGUCAUGCGUUCCCAAGUUCAAAACACAAACAGCUCGCUUCUCAUCCAUCCUUUGAUGAGUAGAAACAUAAUAAGUUGCUGGUACGACAGGACCAUCCUCCUGAUUACCACAAUGGAAAAGAACAGGAUGUUGAGAGUAU
Fusarium redolens is the source of this 1316-nucleotide messenger RNA. RefSeq names its product S-adenosyl-L-methionine-dependent methyltransferase. Gene Ontology annotation, molecular function: methyltransferase activity. The record is from RefSeq and is a predicted model, not a curated record. Lineage: Eukaryota; Fungi; Ascomycota; Sordariomycetes; Hypocreales; Nectriaceae. The coding region runs from base 1 to 951 and encodes 316 amino acids. The transcript is spliced from 8 exons.